This is a messenger RNA of Lates calcarifer (barramundi perch), 2682 nucleotides long. RefSeq names its product protein yippee-like 5. NCBI's taxonomy places the organism in Eukaryota, Metazoa, Chordata, Actinopteri, Centropomidae. The transcript has 3 exons. The record is from RefSeq and is a predicted model, not a curated record. The coding region runs from base 195 to 560 and encodes 121 amino acids.
GAUACUAGCUGUGAGCGCAUCGCAGACAGGAACAGCUGAAAAAGAACAACAAAGCCACGACGACGACGACGGAACAAACAACUGAUGUGCGUCUAAAAAAUACACCUCAAAUAUCGGUGACAUCGUCGCUGGUGGGGAUAUUGUGUGCCACUGAGACAAAUCUGAAACGUUGAGUCAUUCCCAAAGAUUUCACAAUGGGACGUAUCUUCUUGGACCACAUUGGUGGAACACGCCUCUUCUCCUGCGCCAAUUGUGACACCAUCCUGACUAAUCGGUCUGAGCUUAUCUCGACACGUUUCACGGGAGCCACGGGCAGAGCUUUCCUCUUCAAUAAGGUGGUGAACCUGCAGUACAGCGAGGUACAGGACAGAGUGAUGCUCACCGGGAGGCACAUGGUGAGAGACGUGAGCUGCAAGAACUGCAACAGCAAGCUGGGCUGGAUCUAUGAGUUUGCCACCGAGGACAGUCAGCGGUACAAGGAGGGACGUGUCAUCCUGGAGAGGGCGCUGGUUAGGGAGAGCGAGGGCUUCGAAGAGCACGUCCCCUCAGACAACUCGUGAGCCCCACACCCCCCCAAAGUUGGAUUAACUUUAUGUGGGAAGGCUCACUCCUGUGUCCUCCUUUCCCUCCUCCUUUAUCCUCUCGCCUCUGUGCUGCGUAUCACCACCUGCAGACUUAGUGGUCAGUGAAGUUCUGGCUGACACCGCCCUCCCUCACUCUCACCCUCACCUUAUCCCUGUCUCUGGCCUGUGACCUUUGACCUCUGCUGAUUAGAAGAUUGGUUUGCUGGAUCUGUUCUUGCUGAAUAGGCUUCCCCAAAAUAUUCCCUGAUUUAUGUGUCACAGGGUACCCCACCCACCACUCACCACCCCCUUCCCCAUAACAACUGGGGACACUGUUAGGAGUUGUAACCUCACUUGUUUAAGUGUUCAUACACAGAAUUUUCAUCAUCUCCGCACAAGGCAUGCUCCACACUUUUUUGUAUGGUAGUUAAAACACAUGCAUGAUAAUAAUAGACACAGUCAGCCACAUUAAAAAAAAGAAACAUCACCUGGUUGUUCUGUUUAUUUAGUCAGUAGAGUGUGUUCACCACCCAGACAUGGGCAAAACAACCAGCCCAGUCUACACAGCAGUGUUAACCAGUGCAGGUGUCACUCUACAUAUUACUUUUGUGGGGUUGUGCUUCUGUGUUGUGAACUUUGUCUCUGUGUAUUGUGUGGCCCUGAGCACAAAUUCAGACAAUGGUAGUUGUAAUUUCAAUAUCAUUUACCUUUUAUUAGCUGGUAGUGUAAUGAAUGUAGCAGUGUUUCAAAUCUCUGUUCUCAUCCAAAUGAAUCCGUAAGGACCGCACAGAUUGAUGUCAUAUUUAAGUAUUCAUUGUUGUGUUUGAUGAUGAUGAUAAUAGCAGUUUUAUUUAGAUUUGGCUCACAUGCUGUGCAGUUGUUUUGAUUGACAUGACAUUUUUUGGAAUUGUACACAAAGUGGCUUAAUUGUCCCCAUUCAUGCAGUUCAUAGUGUGGAAGUGAGCUCCUGUACAGUAGAAAAUCCUGGAAUGAAUCCUACACAGUUCUACCAAUCAGCAUCUGUUACCAUGGAUUCUGUGCCGUGUGAAAAGCUAACAUGUCAUUCUGGCGAUAUGUCAGGAGCACAUACCUUCCAGCCAUGUGUCUUUCAGUAUGACGGAGGAGGCGAUGGAGACAUUCUCUGGCUGCCUGCUGGCUUAAGGACAGGAUUAUGGGAGGAUGGGUCACACAGGCGUUCAGAAUGAGAUGGGUGACAGUUGGGGAGGGGAUGAGCUAACAGAGCCUCUGAGGGAGCGUCUUGAACCACAACACAGUUUGGAUUUAGCAGACUCCUUUUUCUGUAACACAGCACAGUGUUGGAAAAAACAGCAAACCAAAUAUUUGAUCGGUGUUAAACUGUAUUCAUUUAAAUUAAUGUUGAAUGCUGAGGCUGAACUACUGGGGCCAAAUUACUCUUGAGAUAGUGACCCUUUCUCUUUUUAUAAUUCUGGGCUUAGGGCACAUUUGGUCCUAAGAUGACUUGUUCCUUCCAACACAAAGCCAGACAAGCUUUAAUGGAGUAAUUUGUCUUUAAAUACAAGCCUGUGUCUCUGACUAGGCCAGAGCCUCUAUUUUAUAUUGUCAAAUUGUUUCAAAGAAAAUCUAAAUUUUUAUGACAUUUGAGGUUAUUUUUGGACUGGGUUGCAGCAUAGCAUCAUGGCCCUGGUGCAACAUGGUGCCAUUUCAGGGGGUGAAUGCCUGCAGGCAUUACCAGAAUGGUCCAGCCUUCACAAGUGACACUGUUAAUGUUUUUUCUCGCCUUUACAAGGUCGUGCAAAGACAGAGCAAGUUCUACAAAAAAAAAAAAAAGUUAAAUUAAAUAUAUUCAGGAAACUGAGACCAUCUUUAUCCCCAAGUCAGUGCAGUGUACAGUCAAUGGCCAAGACAAUAUAGUUAUCAUUUAUUGUUCAAUUUUAGCAUUUUAUUGAUAGGCCAACUGUUUUUAUUUGCUUUACUCUAUAUUAUUAUUAUUAUUGUUAUUAUUUUAUUGACUGAUGCAUUUAUCUUACUGUAUUUUUUUCCUGAUUGGAGGUUUGAAAAAAAAAGUUUUCUUGUAUGGCAAUAGCAAGAUUUUCUCUGAUGUGAUUUCUAAAUAAAGAUAUAGUCUUGCUGGGUUGAA